AUGCCUGCCGAAGUGAUCGACCUUCUCUCCAGCAGCCCCUCGGGGCCCUCUUCUGCGAACGCAAGACCCCCACUAUCUCGUCCUGCGCCACCGGCUGUUGUAGCUGUCGUAACGGCGCUGGCAUACGGCGAUGAAGAUGUGUUUGAUUUAACAGCCGAAUCACCAGAGAUUGUCCCGUCCGUACUGCCGAAAGCGACGUCCCCGUCAUUGACAAAUUCAGCAACAAAACGUGCACGAGAGGAAAUUGUUCAUGUGAAUACGCCCAUUUACUUCAACUCGGACGACUUUGAUACGACUAUCGAUCUCGAAAGCAGCCUACCAAUUGAAAAUAGGUUGAACAACGAACCACGAGAGCGCAAAAGACCACGACUCUCGCCUCCUCGUCGCAGCCGCAGAUCCUCCUUCGACCGCUCCCAUUCCGCCACUAAUCACAACACCCGGCCGCCUGAGAAGCAGGGUGACGGUUUGCGACGAGUACGUUCAGUUGUGGAACCAAUCGAAUUCUCAAGUUCUCCCGGUGUCUUCUCUCGACCGAGGACAAGUGCUCCAGCUGCUUCAACGGCGGUGGAUAGGCUUGACUCCGAUGACCCGUUCGCAGCACUGCCGCCUUCAGCGCAGCCUGCGCCGGCAUGCGAGAACCCGCGCCUGACGAAUGCUACAGCCACCGGGACCGGCCACAUAAACUACCAAUUAAGCUCCGAUGACCCCUUUGCGAGUUCGCCACCUGUGGCACGGAAAACGAUACCACAGCCGUGUGCAAUAACUUUAGACGAUGACGAUGGCGACCCAUUUGCCAGCUCACCGAGACAAGCGCCGACGGAGACUAUGAAACCACCAGAUACAAGAACAUUAGCUGGGACUGCGGUCAAGGGGAAAGAGAAGGCCGUCUCACCGCCCAGACGAAAGGCUCAUUGGGACCCCAUCUCGAGCUCUGCGCCCGAGCUAAAGACCAGAAGUGAUCCAUUUGAGAGCUCUCCUCCACCGCGAAAGACCAUGACCAAAGCCGCUAGCGCUGUGAUUAAUCUCAGCGACUCUGAGCCGGAGCCUGCAGCCCGCGGUCUCGAUGCCGACUCGGACGGAGAGUUUCCAGACCUCGAUAACUUUGAUGUUUCGAAACUCAAAGCACGAUUGUAUACGAAAAAGCCAGCUUCGCGAACCACCUCAAAGGCGCCAUCGAAAGCCACCUCGAAAUCGAGUACCAGCCGUGCACCGACGACAAAAACAGUGGAAGAAAAGACGAGAGAGAAAGAAGCGAAAGCUGCGGAACGAGAAAGAGAAAAGGAACGCAAGAAGCAAGAGAAAGAUGCUGCCAAGGAGCAAAAGGCCAAGGAAAAGGAACGAGCGGCUGCGCUGGCAGAGGUCAACAAGAUCAGGACCGACAAGAAGGUGUCAACCCCCGAAAUGAUUGCAGAUCUCCCGGCUAGCCUGCCCCCGGCCAUGACGCUUCAAAUACAGACAUUGUUAAAAGACCUCGACGUGCAGCACUCUACCUGGGAGAGUCCCGUGGACAACGUGGUUAAGUGGAGGAGAAAAGUUGCGAGUCGGUUCAACGACGAGCUCGGGCACUGGCAGCCGAUUCCUAUGCGCAUUGAACCAGACAACUUCGCGCUUGUCAUUGUCACUGCGUCUGAAUUUGUCACAUACGCCCUGGGACCCGAGGGUAACAACCUCGAGGCCCACGUCUCCAAGAUGAAGCAACAUUUCCCACAGGAACAGCUCAUCUAUCUAAUCGAAGGCCUCAACCCUUGGAUGAGAAAGAAUCGCAACAUUCGGAACCGACAAUUCGCAUCUGCCGUGCGCGGCGAAGAUGCUACAACAGUAGGAGAUGCCCAGGCUUCGACGAGUGCGGCCGCUCCCGCCCCUCAACCGCGGCGGCGCAAGAAUCAGCAGCCGCAGGAGUACAUUGACGAAGACUCGGUCGAAGACGCCCUGCUCCAGCUGCAGGUCAUGUACGACGUGCUGAUCCAUCACACCGCCGCGGCCGUCGAGACGGCGCAGUGGGUCGCAGUCUUCACGCAGCACAUCUCGACGGUGCCGUACCGGAAGCAGCGCGAGGCGACCAACGCCGCGGGCGCCGGCUUCUGCAUGGAGACAGGCCAGGUCCGCACGGGCGAGGACGUCAAAGAUACCUACGUGCGGAUGCUGCAGGAGAUUGUGCGCGUCACGCAGCCCGUGGCGUACGGCAUCGUGUCCGAGUUUGGGACGGUCGGGGAGCUGGUCAAGGCGUUUGAGGAGCGAGGGCCGCUUUGUCUGGAGAACUGCCGCAAGAGUACGAAUAAGGAUGGCGGUUUUUCGGAUCGGGCCAUUGGGAAGGCUGUCAGUAAGAGGAUCUACAAGAUCUUCACGGAGACGGACGAAUGGAGUACGGAUGUAUAG
This is a messenger RNA of Colletotrichum paranaense, 2376 nucleotides long. RefSeq names its product ERCC4 domain-containing protein. Gene Ontology annotation, biological process: resolution of meiotic recombination intermediates; replication fork processing; double-strand break repair. Gene Ontology annotation, cellular component: Holliday junction resolvase complex; nucleus. The transcript has a single exon. The coding region runs from base 1 to 2376 and encodes 791 amino acids. Gene Ontology annotation, molecular function: DNA binding; crossover junction DNA endonuclease activity. Lineage: Eukaryota; Fungi; Ascomycota; Sordariomycetes; Glomerellales; Glomerellaceae. The record is from RefSeq and is a predicted model, not a curated record.